UGCAGGAUUGACACAGUGGGUUGGCCGCUAGUAAAAAACCUGAGAUUUUUUAAAGACGGCAGGAGCCCGUGAUAGACAGGAUUUCUGCAAGAUUUCAGUCGACUUGUCGUCUGCAGCUUUAUGAAUCCUGAGCCUGCCGGUCUGUCAGAAACUGGGGCGGAUACGAAGUCCGACCAACACCCUGCGAUGGAGGACAAUGUAAAGACUGAGGAGGAGGAGAAAGGGGCAGGGACAGGGUCAGCCUUGCCCAAUGGUAGCACACAGCCCCCCAAGCGGGGGCGGGGACGGCCGUUGGGGUCGGUUAACAAGAGGCCCAAGCCGGUGCGGAUACCAGGAAAACGAGGGCGGCCUCGAAAGCUAGUGGACCCCUCGACCCCUGUUAUAACGCCUGGGACAGGCAGGAAGAAGGGCCGUCCCCGGAAAGAGGUCAAACGAAGGGGGAGACCCAGGAAAGUCCCCCUCACACCUGAAGAGGAGGAGGAGCGGAAGAAGAUGAAGGGCAAACCCAAGGGGCCUCGGGUGUGGAAGCCCUUGGGUCGGCCGCGGAUAUACCCCCGCGUGGAGCCCCCCGUUCCGCCCGUCCCUGCUGAGCCCAGGGGCAGAGGACGUCCGCGCAAGUCCAGGCAGGGGGCGCACUUGCGCAAGAACAAACCGGCCCCCGCCGCUCCCACCCCCCGACCUCCAGCAGCUGACGGGCUCCCCCGAAAGAGGGGACGGCCGCCGGGUUCGGUCAAGGUAAAGAAGGACGCGUCGGCCUCCUCGGCCGCAUCCGACUCGGAGCAAAACAAGGCCAGCCCACCGCCCACGAAACGCACCCGCCGGUCGAGCGGCAAGGCAGACGAGCCUCAGGAGGCCAAAUGCCCGGACGAAGGAGACAGGACAAAUAAGUUGAAUGCGGAGGACGCCGGAGACAGCCAAAACACGGGCCCAGCCAGGCCCGAGGCCAGCGCCGCCUCGGGCGACCCGGCGGUGAGCGAAGGCGCAACGGAAGAUUGCAAGGAAGAGGGGAGCCUAGCGGUGCCCAACCAGCGCAAGAGGGGGCGCCCCAAGAAUUUGUCGGGACAAGUGGUGCAGGAAGACGCGGGUGGGGAUGAGGGCGUGGCCAAGAAGCAUGGCAGUGGCAGGAAGACUGCCUCACCCAGGAAAGCAGCUAUUGGGAAAGGAAGCAAAAAUGGGAAGCCAGAGAAAGAGAAGACUCAACGAGGGAGUCAGGCAAAGAAGAACAUCAGCAGCAUCUUGUAGGGAGUUGUUAGGAUGGGCGGGCAGAUGGACGGACGGAUGGACAUGUUUCUAAGCGUUUAUGGGAUUACCCUAACCAAAUCCCAUUGUUUUUAUUGAUUAAUCAACUUUCCAGUUUUUAUUUCUGCUUUUAAAGACUAGUCUAGGGGAUUGCUGCCUGAAGUUGAGCUUAUUUUGUAAACCCUCUUCAGUCCCUGAAUGAAAACGGAAGAUUGUGUGAAGGCACGGUGAAAUGCCUUCAGAUAUCUGUGUUGAGUAUGUCCCCUUUAACACUAAAAUGAAAUUAUUG
Messenger RNA from Megalops cyprinoides (Indo-Pacific tarpon), 1528 nucleotides. RefSeq names its product chromosomal protein D1. The transcript is spliced from 2 exons. Gene Ontology annotation, molecular function: DNA binding. The record is from RefSeq and is a predicted model, not a curated record. Bases 121 to 1242 code for a protein of 373 amino acids. Lineage: Eukaryota; Metazoa; Chordata; Actinopteri; Elopiformes; Megalopidae.